Molecule: messenger RNA, 1856 nt
Organism: Cladophialophora immunda
Lineage: Eukaryota; Fungi; Ascomycota; Eurotiomycetes; Chaetothyriales; Herpotrichiellaceae
Exons: 5
Coding region: 1-1725 (574 amino acids)
Biological process (GO): transmembrane transport; carbohydrate transport
Cellular component (GO): plasma membrane
Molecular function (GO): carbohydrate:proton symporter activity
Source: RefSeq, a predicted model, not a curated record
AUGAAGGGCAUAGGCACCAAAGUGUACUUUGACAAGUACAACCCUAACUCGGAGAAGGGUCAGGAUGUCAGGCGCUCUCUUGCUGGCCUUGACUACUCUCCCCUCCCUCGGGUCACUGGCCGCUCGUUGGCAAUGGGCUGCCUGGUCUCCAUGGGUGGCUUGAUCUUUGGCUACGACACUGGCCAAAUCUCGGGCUUUUUGGAGAUGCCAGACUUCCUAAAGCGCUUUGCACAAUCCCAAGGCGGGGGAAAAUAUAAGUUUAGCGAUGUCAGGUCUGGACUCAUAGUCGCAAUGCUAUCCAUUGGAACCCUUCUCGGAGCUUUGCUCGCUGCCCCAUUGGCGGACAGGAUUGGUCGUCGGUUCUCAAUCAGCUUUUGGUCUAUCAUUGUCUCUGUCGGCUUCGUCAUCCAAAUUGCAUCUGUCACUGCAUGGUAUCAAGUUAUGAUCGGUCGACUGGUAGCGGGUUUCGGAGUUGGGGCACUGUCAGUUCUUGUGCCCAUGUUCCAAGCCGAAACUGCUCCGCCGUGGAUCCGUGGCGCCCUCGUGUGCACCUACCAGCUUUUCAUCACUCUCGGCAUUUUCCUAGCGGCGUGUUUCAACUACGGGACUUAUAAAGGCCAACAAAACAAUUCAGCAUCUUGGAGAAUUGUUAUUGGCCUCGGCUGGCUAUGGACACUUAUUCUGGGAUUGGGCGUGCUUCUAUUCGACGAAACUCCACGAUAUGCCUUCCGCAGAGGGAGGACUGAAGAGGCAAAGCAGACGCUUAUGAGGGUCUACGGAGCUCCUGCCAACCAUUACGCCAUCUACACGCAAAUGGAAGAGAUCGAAAGCAAAUUCCGUGCCGAAGACCAGACAAAAGGAAACCCUAUCCAUGAAUUUGUAGUUAUGCUCAGGGCACCGAGAAUGGGAUAUCGAAUCGCGCUUGGUGUGAUGCUACAGGCCUUCCAACAGCUUACGGGCGCCAAUUUCUUCUUUUACUACGGCACUACGAUUUUCAAGUCCGUCCAGAUCAGCUCUUUCGUCACUCAAAUGAUCCUCAACGGCGUCAACUUCGGAGUUACAUUCAUUGGCCUCUACCUCGUUGAGCACUAUGGACGAAGAAAGUCAUUGAUCGCCGGGAGCAUGUGGAUGUUUGUCUGUUUCAUGAUUUUUGCAUCAGUCGGCCACUUCUCGCUGGACAACAAGGACCCAUCCAAAACACCCAAGGCCGGCGUCGCAAUGAUCGUAUUCGCGUGUCUGUUCAUUCUGGGCUUUGCUACGACAUGGGGCCCAAUGGUUUGGACCUUGAUUGCCGAACUUUUCCCCUCACGGUACAGGGCCAAAGGGAUGGCCAUCGCAACCGCAAGCAACUGGACCUGGAAUUUCCUUCUCGCUUUCUUCACCCCGUUCAUCAUCAGCGCGAUCGAUUUCCGGUAUGGGUACGUGUUUGCUGGGUGCAAUUUGGCUGCAGGGCUGCUUGUGUACUUUUUCGUCAUUGAAGGCCAAGGCCGAACACUGGAGGAAAUCGACACAAUGUAUAUUGAACACGUGUCUCCCAUGAAAUCCUCCAAGUGGGAAGCACCCCCGGCGGCGGAGAUGGCCCGGAUCAGAAGGCAGGCUGGAACUGAGGUUGCCCCGUCAGAUGAUGUGGAAUCCAGGGGCAUUUACAGCGGAGAGACGGAGAGAGGCCUUGAGGGAGACAGGGACGCCGACAAGGCUAGGGAUAGUCAUGCCGAGAGGGUUUAGGUGUCGUGGUCUCACUAUUGUGGAGAUUUCACCUUGUUAUUGUACGAGAAGUAUAGCUUUUUGUGAGGAAAAGGGCGAGUCUUAUAGUUUCGGGAGUGGGGAGUGAGCAUUCCAAAGGCCAUUUACUGUAG